This is a messenger RNA of Prosopis cineraria, 2041 nucleotides long. RefSeq names its product lysine-specific demethylase JMJ13-like. The record is from RefSeq and is a predicted model, not a curated record. The transcript has 10 exons. The coding region runs from base 1 to 1923 and encodes 640 amino acids. Gene Ontology annotation, molecular function: histone demethylase activity. Gene Ontology annotation, biological process: chromatin remodeling. Gene Ontology annotation, cellular component: nucleus. Lineage: Eukaryota; Viridiplantae; Streptophyta; Magnoliopsida; Fabales; Fabaceae.
AUGCAUAGAAGGUUUCGAAGGUUGGACUCUCGUGUGACAUCAAAAACAUCAUAUGCUAGUGAUAUGAAGAGCUCAAAUAAAGCAAAAGCUGCUAAAGUUUUUGGAUGUGAAAGAGAAAAAGAAACAGCAGGCAAGGAUAUCUUGAACAAACUGAGGAGAGUAGAUUUGGCAGAGCAAGAAUGGGUCGAUAAGAUUCCAGACUGUCCAGUUUUCUGCCCAUCAGAACAGGAGUUUGAGGAUCCCUUAGUUUAUCUGCAGAAGAUUGUUCACGAGUCACAAAAAUAUGGAAUAUGCAAAAUUGUUUCUCCUAUAAAUGCCUCUAUUCCAGCUGCUGUUGUCCUAAUGAAAGAGAUAGAAAAUUUCAAGUUUGAAACUAUUGUACAACCUCUUCAGUUUUCUGAAUGGAAUGAGGACAAUGAAACAAUCUAUUCCCUCAGAGGCAGAAAAUACACUUAUCGUGAUUUCGAGACUUUGGCGAACAAGGCCUUUCUCAGUCGGUUUUACAGUUCAGGAAGUCUUCCUUCUCCGUAUGUGGAAAAGUUAUUCUGGCAUGAGAUGGAGCAUGGAGAGAUAGGAACAGUUGAGUAUGGAGUCAAUGUUGAAGGGAGUGCUUUUUCAUGUGAUCCUGAUGACAAGCUUGGGAAAAGCAAAUGGAAUUUGAAGAAUUUCUCCAGGCUGCAGAAAUCCACAUUGCGGUUCAUUGACAGAGAAAUUCCAGGAAUAACUGAUCCCAUGCUUUAUAUUGGAAUGCUAUUCAGCAUGUUUGCAUGGCAUGUAGAAGAUCACUAUUUAUACAGCAUUAACUAUCAUCACUCAGGAGCAAAUAAAACUUGGUAUGGUGUUCCCAGCUAUGCAGCCUCUCAAUUCGAAGAGGUCACCUCAGAUCAUGUGUUCCACAAUAAGAUUUUAUCAAAGCAUGAUGGAGAGGCUGGUGCCUUCCAAGCUCUUGCUCAUAAAACAACCAUGUUUUCUCCAAAUGUCUUGAUUCAACAUGGUGUUCCAGUUUACAAGGUCUUGCAGAAGCCUGGAGAGUUUGUCAUCACCUUUCCCAGAGCAUAUCAUGCUGGAUUUAGUCAUGGAUUUAACUGUGGAGAAGCAGUAAACUUUGCAGUGAGUGAUUGGUUUCCAUUUGGGGCUGAAGCUACAAGGCGAUAUGCACAUCUUGGAAAGAUGCCUAUUAUUCCCUUUGAGGAACUUCUUUGUAAUGAAGCAAUGCUGAUUUACAAGGCCCCAAAUUUCAGAGGCUCAAGUGACAAAUUUGAUUUGCAAUCUGACCAUGCUACUAAACUGUCUUUUAUGCAGCUUAUGCAAUUUUACUACGGAGCUCUUUCAAGACUGGAAAUUUCAAGCGAGUUUUUAAGUUCUUCAAAUUCCCUAGGUACUGUGGUAUGCAGCCUCUGCAGUAGAGACUGUUAUGUGGCUUUCUUUCUCUGCAAGAACUGCUAUACUCAUCCCAUUUGUCUUUUCCACGAAAUUGAGACUCAGACUUGUUUAUGCGGUAGACCGUGCACACUUUUCAAGAGAGAUGAAAUGUUGGCACUGAUAGAUGCUGCCACAAGUUUUGAACUGGAAAAAGACAUCAUGUUGGAAUUCCAGAGAAAUAGUGGAGUAAAUGUACUGUCAAAGACAUUCUUUUAUAUUGAUCAAGAAAGCAUUCGAGAUAAUAAGAACAAUCUUUACCAUGAAGAAAGAAUUACCGGUGGAACUGUUUCUUCUAUGGAGAGAGCAUCAAGUUCAAAAAUAAGAGAAGAGGACUCUAUUGAGCUCAACUUGGAAUAUAAUAAGGAGCUAGUGCUGAAAAUUUGUGGAAAGAGAGGGCCACCAACAAUGAUAGAUGAGAAGGGAGCUCAAAUGAAGUCUAAAUUACAAAGAAAAUAUUCAAAUUUUACACAAAUUACUCAAACAGAAUCUUCCUCAGCUUAAAUCCACCAUCAUUUUCAUAAGGUAUUGUGUGGUUGACACUGGACAGAAAUUGAAGCAGAUAGCUUCUCUUUUCUUUCAUUUAUAAAUACACUUUAGAUAGAAUUAUAGGAUUAGCAAG